Nematocida parisii ERTm1 is the source of this 522-nucleotide messenger RNA. RefSeq lists its product as uncharacterized. The record is from RefSeq and is a predicted model, not a curated record. Gene Ontology annotation, molecular function: rRNA small subunit aminocarboxypropyltransferase activity. Gene Ontology annotation, biological process: maturation of SSU-rRNA. The coding region runs from base 1 to 522 and encodes 173 amino acids. NCBI's taxonomy places the organism in Eukaryota, Fungi, Microsporidia. The transcript has a single exon.
AUGCCACUUCUGUACUCAUUCGAUAUGAAGCAGUGCUUUGCUAAAAUGUGUUCAGCAGAAAAGCUAGUAAAACAGAAAAUUGCCAAGUCUUUACAGCCUACAAGAAGAUUUGGAGGACUGGUUCUUUCCCCAAAAGGAACAAAAACCGUUUCACCACCAGACAGAAAAUACAUUGACAAGUACGGGUUGGCAGUGGUAGAUUGCUCUUGGAAUAAAGUAGAUCAAGUUGAUUUCACCACACUGCCUGUGAUGAGAAACAGAUUACUCCCGUAUCUUGUUGCUGCUAAUACUGUUAAUUACGGAAGGCCGUGCAAGUUAAAUUGCGUUGAGGCAUUCAGUGCUGCUCUGUACAUAUGCGGAUACAAAGAAGAUGCAGAGAAAAUACUUGAACCAUUCCCAUACGGCAUGGAAUUCCUUAAAAUUAACAAAGAACUCCUUGAAUCAUACUCUCAGUGCGAAACCGCAGAGGAUGUAAUUGCAGUACAAAAUAAGUACACUUCUAUUGGAAAAAAUAAAGAAUGA